Messenger RNA from Labrus mixtus (cuckoo wrasse), 3044 nucleotides. RefSeq names its product solute carrier family 25 member 42 (gene slc25a42). The record is from RefSeq and is a predicted model, not a curated record. The transcript is spliced from 8 exons. Bases 460 to 1452 code for a protein of 330 amino acids. NCBI's taxonomy places the organism in Eukaryota, Metazoa, Chordata, Actinopteri, Labriformes, Labridae. Gene Ontology annotation, biological process: transmembrane transport. Gene Ontology annotation, cellular component: mitochondrial inner membrane.
GCUCGUCCUUGUCAGACCUCACUGUGGUCAAGCUAUCGUCGUUGACAGGAGUAACGGCAGAAAUACAACAGCAUGAAUGCUGCCUGUACACAUCAAGUCACUGCAGGUUUCCUGCAUCUGAGAAGACAGUGCCUUUGACAACAAGAUACAAUUUUAUAUCAAGACUCAUAACAUUUAUAUUUACAGUACUGCGCUAACUAAAACGAUAUGUAGCAGUAAGCUAGGUAACAGCUAGGUGGCUAACGUUACACGACCUGUUGUUUUUGCUAAGUUAGAAACAGUUUCUGAAGAGCCUGCAACAAACCAAGUGAGGAAUACCAAAGCUUUAGAAAUCUCCGAGCAGGUGUUAAGUUCACAAGCUUUCAGCACCUGGUGCUGCUCCCCCCCACCCAAACCCCCUCCCCUCUGGUGGUUGAAUUCAUGAGUGCGCAUAGUGAUAGCCGUGCUUAGUCCUCGGGAAUGGGUAAUGGAGUCCAGGAACAACGGGCAUCACUCACACGGGGAGAUGUGCUGCCAGUUGCCUCCUCCAAUCAGUCAGAGUCCAGCUUUGAGAGUCUCAAACAAACUCAGUCUGUCAUCAACUCGCUCUUCUCCGGGGCUUUAGCAGGAGCUUUGGCCAAGACGGCCGUCGCCCCAUUAGACAGGACGAAAAUCAUCUUCCAAGUGUCUUCAGCAAGAUUCUCAGCCAAGGAGGCCUACAGGUUGAUCUACUGCACCUACCUGAAAGAUGGCUUUAUUAGUCUGUGGAGGGGGAACUCUGCCACCAUGGUGCGAGUCAUCCCGUACGCUGCCAUCCAGUUCUGUGCACACGAGCAGUACAAGGGGCUGCUUGGAGGUUACUACGGCUUUCAGGGAAAAGCUCUACCUCCAUUUCCAAGGUUACUGGCAGGCUCUAUGGCUGGUACCACGGCGGCCAUGUUGACCUAUCCUCUGGACAUGGUGCGAGCUAGGAUGGCUGUAACACCAAAGGAAAUGUAUGGUAACAUUCUUCACGUGUUUGUGCGGAUAUCUCGAGAAGAGGGUCUGAAGACUUUGUAUCGAGGCUUUACUCCCACCAUCCUCGGUGUUGUACCCUAUGCUGGUCUCAGCUUCUUCACCUAUGAGACACUGAAGAAAGUACAUGCAGAGCGCAGUGGGCGUCUGCAGCCCUACUCCUAUGAGCGACUGGCAUUUGGAGCCUGCGCGGGUCUCAUCGGCCAGUCGGCCUCCUACCCUCUGGAUGUGGUCCGACGCAGGAUGCAGACCGCUGGAGUCACAGGUCACACGUACGGUACGAUCCUGGGCACCAUGAGGGAGAUUGUGGCUGAGGAGGGGGUUAUCCGCGGACUCUACAAAGGUCUCAGCAUGAACUGGGUCAAAGGGCCCAUCGCGGUGGGGAUCAGCUUCACCACGUUCGACCUCACUCAGAUCCUCCUGAGGAAGCUGCAUCAGAUGGGCUACACCAACCGAUAAUAUCGAUACCGAGGGAGAACAGGGGGGCCGUGGGAUGAGAAGGUGCCUGAACUGCCACUGCACAGAAGCACAGGAGGUAGAGAGUGACAAGUGUGUUGUUGGAUAGACGUAAACACAAUGGCUCAGGAUGCGAGGGUAAUAUUAGUGUAUUCUCUCGCUUAUUUGCGUUUAACAUGGGUUGCAUCAGACCCUGUAGGCGGGAGGUUUGCUGGAUGGUAUUGAGGACCUGUACACACUGUUGUCAUGUACAUCUAAGUGCAAUAUGCUCCGUGAUUUAAUGUGUGUACACAUAAGUUACAACACUUCUGUCCUAACAAAGCCUGCCUGUGAGAGUUUUUGUCAAUAAGAGGGUUCUCACACACACACACACACACACACACACACCAUACACACACAGGUCUCCCUACUGCCUGUGUGUGUCUGCCUAAAACUGACAAUGCAAUGGAAGUUGCCACGUGAAGAAAUGUAUGAUGCAUUUGAUUUAAGAAGAGUACAUUUGGCCCAUUGAGAUUUGUUUUUGCUUAGUUUUUUUUUUAGGGAGUUUGUUUUUAAGGAAUUGUACCAAAGGUUAGAAGUCAAGCUAGUUGUAUAUUAGAUUAUAUAAUGUUUGUAUAUUAAAGCACAGAAGUAUGGCUUUAGAGCAAAACUAUUGCCCGGCACAGACAACAUCAGCACCAUGUUUGCUGAUGUUGAUGGGUUUGAUCAUGUGGUCAAACGUUCAGUUUUUGUUGCAGUGGAAUACAUUGACAUCACUUCUACGUUCAGUAUUUUAGUGGAUCAGACUUUUGUUGUUUAGUUUCUGUGCUGACAGCAGACACAGGAGCUAUGUUUGAUGCCAGUGCCAACAGAUGUCAAGUUUAAAGAGAUGAACUUGUUUGUUUUUGUAGUUACGUAACUGGGUUUUUCAAUGUGAUGGACACAUUCGAUCUCUGAAGUAUUAAUACAAACAGAUCAAACAGAUUUGACGCAGUGAGACGUUUGUCCUUGUUGAGAAUCUUUCAGUUUAGCUGCGUAUGACAGACAGACCUACGAAACCUUCAUCAGGCUAUUUGAAAAAGUAUUUCCUGAAUGUGACACCAUACCUGCUGGUUUAAGAGCUAAGCAGAGACAUCUCUAUGUAACGUAAUCCAAUAUAACAAGCCUACAGAGAGAACUACCUAAUGAAGUUAACAAACUUCAGUUGUUGCUGCUUUGACUCGUGUCAUCUUUUAGAGAUAUUUUUAAAGGUGUUUAAAGUGCACCAACACACAGUCACAUACACACAUACACAGUUUACAAAUGUGGUCUUCCCUUUUGCAGUUUGUGAUGCAGCUGCAGCGGUUUUUUUUUUUUGCACUUGCUGAGAUUUUGCCUGAUCUUAGAAAUGAUUUUGUAACAAGGAUGGACUUUUCAUUCAGAUACAUCUGAUGUAGAGCUGUAGCAUUUCAUGCUGAUGGACUAACUUGUUUGGAAAUAUGCACACAUGGUGAUGAUAUAAUUAGUUUUCUUUGUUGGAGGCAUAAUGUGUACUACUUCUUGUGUGGUCAGUAUUGUGAUUUACCUCAGUGCAUAUUCAAAUACUAAUCAUGAGCUAACAUAUCAAUGUGUUUUUU